CGCUGUGCCCCGGAAGCGGAAGUAUGACUCCGGGCUGUCAGAGAGUGUUGCUCGGUGGUCCUGAAAUCUAGAAGAGUUGUUUUCGCUUCGGUUUUCCUGGCUCUCGAGCGCUUCCCCCCUGGCGGGUGGGAGUGCAGACAGGAAAGCGCAAGAUGAGCACCAUGUUCGCGGACACGCUGCUCAUCGUAUUUAUUUCCGUGUGCACGGCUCUUCUCGCCGAGGGCAUAACCUGGGUCCUGGUUUACAGGACCGACAAAUACAAGAGACUGAAAGCGGAAGUGGAAAAACAGAGUAAAAAAUUGGAAAAGAAGAAGGAAACAAUAACAGAGUCAGCUGGUCGACAGCAAAAGAAGAAAAUAGAGAGGCAAGAAGAGAAACUGAAAAAUAACAACAGAGACUUAUCAAUGGUCCGGAUGAAAUCCAUGUUCGCGAUUGGCUUUUGUUUUACUGCCCUGAUGGGAAUGUUCAAUUCCAUAUUUGAUGGCAGAGUGGUGGCAAAACUCCCCUUCACCCCCCUCUCCUACGUGCAAGGGCUGUCUCACCGGAACCUGCUGGGGGAUGACACCACGGACUGCUCCUUCAUCUUCCUGUACAUUCUCUGCACCAUGUCGAUUCGCCAGAACAUCCAGAAGAUCCUCGGUCUUGCCCCUUCACGAGCGGCCACCAAGCAGGCAGGUGGAUUUCUGGGUCCUCCGCCUCCUUCUGGGAAGUUCUCUUGAAAUCAAGAAGAACCCUACAAUUCCCAUCUUUUUCAACAUUCACAUUAGACUGGCGACUGUUUUGUACAAGAGCCGUCCACAGACUUAGCACUUGGGCCCCCCUCUAAUUCGGAGUUAUUGCUAGACUUUUUGGAUACAAUUCUAAAGAGAAUGGCACCUGCCAAACAUGAUAAUACUUUCAGUCACAGGGUAAUUAAAAAAAAAAAGUUUGUUGAUUAGAUAAGUUCAAGUGAUAUCUAUGUAAUAAGAAAUGAGUGGCAUCUUCGUUGUUUGGCUCACACGAACACUUCCUGUGGGACUGACUCUUGGGUCCGUGUGUGCGCCGUGUACCCUGGACAUUGUCCCCCCAAAGCAUUUAGAGAUCGCGAAGAAAAAGCUAGUUUGCAUUACUCUUCAUUGGAACUAUGUGUUGUGCAUUUCUCCCUAAGCCAAAUAUAUGGCCUGAAAUCAAUAAAGAGGCCAAAAUGUUAGCUGUUCCAUCUA
Molecule: messenger RNA, 1202 nt
Organism: Suricata suricatta (meerkat)
Lineage: Eukaryota; Metazoa; Chordata; Mammalia; Carnivora; Herpestidae
Gene: TMCO1
Product: transmembrane and coiled-coil domains 1
Exons: 7
Coding region: 153-719 (188 amino acids)
Biological process (GO): endoplasmic reticulum calcium ion homeostasis
Cellular component (GO): cytoplasm; endoplasmic reticulum membrane; endoplasmic reticulum
Molecular function (GO): calcium channel activity
Source: RefSeq, a predicted model, not a curated record